GACGUGAGGCGUGGAACAGGCUAUGCCAAGCACAAUCUACCUUGGGAAGAGAGAAAAGGAUAACACUCUUUCCUUUAUAUAACCCGGCCAUUGAUCCAGUGCUAAUCCAUCCUCAUUCUUGGGAGAAUCAAAGUCACACAGAGGAAGGAGAUGACAGGCUCACUUGCAAGAGGAACUCCCACUUUUAAUUCCAUGUUUUUCAAGCCAAUGCUACGAAAAGGCUACCACAAAACAGGAACAUCGGCCGAUACAAUACGGGAGAGCAGUGUGAAAGUGAACCCGGAAGAGGGCCUUUCUACAAAGAGCCAAAGCCUCCAAAAUGGGAAUUGCAGCAGCAAUUGGGUGCCUCAUGAAAAGAAUGGGAUUUAUCAUCCCAAAGGCCACGAAAAAGUUUUGGAAGAUGUUCCUCCUGGAGCUGCCAGAGAUAUUAUUGGAGUUAACUGGUUCUCUGAUAAUUAAUUAAGCAUCUCUUCUUCCUAUUUCUAUUACCAUGAUUAAACUAUGCUUAAGCCCCCUCUCUCUCUAUAUAUAUUCUGUGUUUUUGUAUUUUUUUUCAAUUAUGAACUUGAUUGUGCCUGUGGGAUGUCUUAUUGUAUCAUGAUUUCGAAAAGGGUAAAUCACAUUGUCCCACCAAAGGUUUGGUCAGUCAAUAACAUAAAUUAUACUUUUUCAUUCAAAA
This is a messenger RNA of Mangifera indica (mango), 679 nucleotides long. RefSeq lists its product as uncharacterized. Bases 151 to 459 code for a protein of 102 amino acids. The transcript has 2 exons. The record is from RefSeq and is a predicted model, not a curated record. NCBI's taxonomy places the organism in Eukaryota, Viridiplantae, Streptophyta, Magnoliopsida, Sapindales, Anacardiaceae.